ACGGAAAUGUGUUGAAAACUACUACGUUACUGAAAUUUGACUAUUCGUAUUUUAUUGUAGAUUUUAAAUGUUUUUGUAAGUGUAAAGACAAAAUGCUAGUUAACGCAAUUAAUGUGUGUUUAAUUUAUUUAUUGUCAGCUCUAGUCAUCACCCUCGCUGGUCGUGAUUUCUACCAGAUACUUGGUGUAUCUCGGUCCGCGAAUACAAAUGAAAUUAAAAAGGCUUACAGAAAAUUAGCAAAAGCAUUGCAUCCUGAUAAAAAUCAAGAUGAUCCCGAUGCUGCUCAAAAGUUUCAAGAUUUAGGGGCGGCUUAUGAGGCAUUAUCAGACCCCGAAAAACGCGAACUGUACGAUCGUUGCGGCGAAGACUGUUUGAAGAAAGAUGGAAUGAUGAACAAUAAUGACCCUUUUGCAAGCUUCUUUGGUGAUUUUGGAUUCCAUUUUGGUGGUGAACCGCAACAUCACGAAACACCACGAGGGGCGGACAUUGUUAUGGAGCUCACAGUUUCACUUGAAGAACUUUACAAUGGAAAUUUUAUAGAGAUAACUAGGAAUAAACCCGUAAUCAAACCAGCUCCAGGGACCCGCAAGUGUAACUGUAGACAAGAGAUGGUAACAAGAAACUUGGGUCCAGGAAGAUUCCAGAUGAUGCAGCAAACAGUGUGUGAUGAAUGUCCUAAUGUAAAAUUUGUUAAUGAAGAAAGGCUACUAGAAAUUGAGGUAGAAGUUGGUGCUCCGGAUGGACACAAAUCUAGGUUGCGUGGAGAAGGUGAACCCCAUGUAGAUGGUGAACCAGGUGAUCUCAUUGUAAUACUCAAAACGGAAAGACACCCACAAUUUACUCGCAAAGCUGAUGACUUAUACACCAAUGUGACAAUUUCACUACAGGAUGCUCUGACUGGUUUUACUCUUGAACUUGAACAUUUAGAUGGUCAUAAAGUGUCAGUGUCUAGAGACAAGGUAACAUGGGCUGGUGCAAGAGUUCGUAAGAAGGGAGAAGGCAUGCCAAAUUUUGAAAAUAACAACCUCCAUGGAAAUCUUUAUGUAACUUUUGAUAUAGAAUUUCCCAAGCAAGACUUCACAGAUGCUGAGAAAGAGGCUUUGCGAAAAAUACUGAACCAGCCACCAAAUAAUAAAAUAUACAAUGGACUAUAGUGAUAGUAAACUAGUAAUUAUAGCUGGACUGAGUGUGGUUUCAUAAGAUUUUUGUUACCUGAAUGAAGACGUGCAUGUGAUGGUUUUAUAAAAAAUAAAAAUACCAUUUUGAUUUGUUA
Molecule: messenger RNA, 1273 nt
Organism: Bombyx mori (domestic silkworm)
Lineage: Eukaryota; Metazoa; Arthropoda; Insecta; Lepidoptera; Bombycidae
Gene: shv
Product: DnaJ (Hsp40) homolog 3
Biological process (GO): protein maturation; protein folding
Cellular component (GO): endoplasmic reticulum
Molecular function (GO): misfolded protein binding
Source: RefSeq, marked provisional